CGGGUAUCAGUUUCCGCCAUUUGUGCUGCCCUGUGAAUUGGUGCUGGGAAGGAAAAGAAAUUCCGAGCCUCCCCGCCGCCCGCACUCGAUUCAGAGCUGGCCCCUAGGAAUCGCUUGGAAGUUGGAAGCUCAUCCGCGUGCAUCUCGACAAACAGAGAACAGAGGGAGCCUCUCCCCGACGCGAGCGAUGCCUCUCUCCCGUCGACGGCAGCGAGCAGAGACCUGGAGGCCAUGGUCUUCCUCCCGUCUCCCAUCCAUGUUCUCUAUUCCCCCUGGCCGCGCCCCUCCCAGCUCAGGCCUAGUCCCCCCUUGCCGCCAACCACCACCGCCUCCUGCCCCUGCAACCGCUGCCAAGGCUCCCAUCCAGCCAACUCGCCAGUAGGAGAUCCGGCCCCUCCAUCCCGCCGCGGCCGCCGCCUGGACGGUAUUCCACCGGCCUCGAGGGGAACCGGUCGAUCCCGGACACAACCGGCCACCGCCGGCUCCCUCACGAGCCAUUGCGGGAGGGUCAAACUCAAGCACGCCGGGGGCGAGCGCCUCUUCGAGGUUCGUCGUCGUCAAAAUUCACGCCCCUGCACUUUCUCUCUAUUCGUUCUGUUGGCAGGAAAGAGAUCCAGCAUGCAGCCGCCGCCUCCCGGAAUUGCGCGGCUGCGCCUAGUUUCCCCUUGCCCCAUUCUGGAUUCACCCUCCCCACACCGCCGGGGGGUGCCUCCACCGCUGCCCGUCACCAGCAGCAAGCUGUGGCUCUACCGCAGACAUUUCUUUGUCGGUGGGCAUUUGUACUAUAUUUGCUUGGCGGUUCUGCUGCAGGUUAAGCACGUCAUUAGUGUCCUACGCCAUUGAGGUCCAUACAAGGAAGAUGUAGUGAAAGAAUUUGCACCUCAACAAGAUGGAAAUGUAGAACAAUGAAAGGAACUUGCAGCUAUGACCGUAAUACAUGUACUGUGGUUGUGUUGUUAGAUUGCAAGUUCUUAUGGCAGUGUAUUAGUUGUGCAAAUAUUAUGUCAUAUUUGGUGAUGUGAACGUAUUUUUUGUACAACAUCUUAUUGUGCUAUCUGAAAUAUUUGUGGAAAAUGCAUA
Lolium perenne is the source of this 1080-nucleotide messenger RNA. The record is from RefSeq and is a predicted model, not a curated record. NCBI's taxonomy places the organism in Eukaryota, Viridiplantae, Streptophyta, Magnoliopsida, Poales, Poaceae.